Messenger RNA from Syngnathus typhle (broad-nosed pipefish), 1502 nucleotides. Its product is annotated as E3 ubiquitin-protein ligase TRIM63-like. The transcript has 9 exons. Lineage: Eukaryota; Metazoa; Chordata; Actinopteri; Syngnathiformes; Syngnathidae. Gene Ontology annotation, molecular function: zinc ion binding. Bases 182 to 1405 code for a protein of 407 amino acids. The record is from RefSeq and is a predicted model, not a curated record.
GCUCUUCUUGCUUGACUCCUUCAUUGUUUGUCCUCCGGAUCACCCGUUCCACAACGUCCGGGUCUCAAUGGUGUUGUGAUCUUCACCCGGGGGCGGUCUGGGGGGGGGGUGUCCCGUUCUUGGCAAGGAGCUGAUCUCUAAAGUGUCCCGGUCUUGGCAAGAUACUGCCGAGGUGAGUGCCAUGGAGAGCCUGGAGAAGCAGCUGAUCUGUCCCAUCUGCUUGGAGAUGUUCUCCAAGCCUGUGGUCAUCCUUCCGUGUCAGCACAAUCUGUGUCGCAAGUGUGCCAACGACAUCUUCCAGGCAGCCAACCCUUACCUGACCUCCAGAGGUAGUUCCACAAUGUCCUCCGGCGGUCGCUUCCGUUGCCCGUCAUGCCGCCACGAGGUUCUUCUGGAUCGCCACGGUGUCUAUGGACUGCAAAGGAACCUGCUGGUGGAGAACAUCAUUGACAUGUGCAAACAAGGGAAUAGCUGCAAGGCGACAAUUCCUGUGGAGGAGGCGCAACAUCCCGUGUGCGAACAUCACGAGAAAGAGAAGAUCAACAUCUACUGCCUGAGCUGCAGCGUCCCCACUUGUUCUCUCUGCAAAGUCUUCGGAGCACACAAAGACUGCCAGGUGGCACAACUCGACGUCGUCUUCGCCAAACAGAAGGCCGAGCUGAGCGAGUGCAUCUCGCUACUGGUGGCCGCCAGCGAGAGGAUCCGGGCCGUCAUGGGGCAACUGGACGACACGUGCCGUGCAGUGGAUGAUAACGGUCGCCAGCAAAAGUCCAAGGUGUGCGAGUCCUUUGACCACCUCUUCGCCAUUCUGGAGGAACGAAAAGGCCACCUAAACGCCCGCAUCGGCGCCGAGCAACAGGAAAAAUUGGACUACAUUGCGGGGCUGCGGGGGAAGUACAGCCAACAACAGGAGAACGCCGCCAAGCUCCUGGAGAAUGCCAUCAACAUCAUGGAUCACGCCGAGAUGGCCGUCUUUCUGCAGGACAGCAAACCGCUGCUGCAAAAGAUGGCGGCGGGAAGCGACACGUCAAAGCUGGAAAAAGUCCGGUCGGGAUAUGAGAAGAUGGAGCACUUUCGCGCUAACAUUAAGCGCCAGAAGAGGGCGCUGAUGGCUGUCAACUUUGUCAAAUUGGAUGGCAACAAUGUCGGCGCCAACAAGGAAGACAAGGUUGCUGAGGGUAGUGCAUCCAAAAUGGGCGGAUCUACGCUGGCACCCUCGGGCAAUCACCAGCCUGUUUUGGAGUUACCCUUGGAGGCCCCGCUCCCUCUGAUCGGGGCUCCUCCUCCGGACAGCCAGGCCGUGCCCCCUUCGGCCCCAUCUGCACCAAAGCCCGCCCCGCAGGCGGCGUCCGAGGCUGAGGAUGCAAACAAACACGUGUUCUCCUUCAGCUGGCUCAACCACUAGAAACUUCUUCUUUGUCCUCACCCUCUUUCGAUCCUGUUCCCCGUCAUCAACAUCGCCUGAAAGUGAAGCUGAGAAAUAAAAGACAAAUGUGGCAAAA